Molecule: messenger RNA, 1777 nt
Organism: Dermacentor albipictus
Lineage: Eukaryota; Metazoa; Arthropoda; Arachnida; Ixodida; Ixodidae
Product: ribonuclease 3-like
Biological process (GO): pre-miRNA processing; apoptotic DNA fragmentation; siRNA processing
Cellular component (GO): RISC complex; cytoplasm; nucleus
Molecular function (GO): ribonuclease III activity; RNA binding; deoxyribonuclease I activity
Source: RefSeq, a predicted model, not a curated record
CCAGCAGCGGCUCAUCGGGCUCAUUCGCUUUCACGGCGUCGUCUGCACAGCUAGCGCCGGCAGCAGCCGUGACAACACAGUCGGGGACCGCUGUAGCUUUUGACACCCGAUCCCUAUACACGUCAUAGGCGGUCAUAAGCCUCGCUGUCUCAAACCGCAGACGAGGCACUUUCUUCACGAUGGAGAACGCCGACGGAUUUGUCGACAUGGCGGACAUCCUUGACGAAUUGGAAGAACAGGAGUCCACCAAAAAGGUUAAAAGUGCUCCUUUGAAAGAAGCGCCGAAGGCAGCGACUGGCUCAUCGGCCGCGAGUAGGCUGUCUGCGAACGGUUCGACCGAAGGGGCGACCCACCCGCACUUCGUGCUGAAGACCGAGCUGGUGGUGAAGCUGCAGAUGGAGUACCCGGACAAGUUCGUCAAGGAAAGGCUCGGAGGCUACGAGUUCAAGACGAAGAGCACGUUGCUCCGGGCGCUGCUGCACCGCACGUACAAGCAGAGCAAGCGUCCCAACAACAAGACGUUCUGCGACCCGCUCGACUACGUGGGCGACUACGUGCUCAAGUUCAUCAUCUCGCAGUACCUGCUCGAGCACUGCGCCGUCAAGACCAAGGAGCAGCUGGCGCAGAGGCGCGCCCUGGUGGAGUGCCAGGAGGUGUACGCGCUGCUCGCGGUGCGCAACGGGUUCCACGAGGCCGUGUUCAUCGACGACCGCCGGGACUGGGAGCACCUCAACGAGUACAUCAAGAACGUCAAGGACGUUCAGACCCUGAAGCAGCUGAGCAGCGUGGAGAAGCGACGCUGCUUCAUCCAGAACUUCUUCCAGUCCGUGGCCGGCGCCGUGUACGUGGACAGCGGCUACGACCUGCGCGCCGUGGAGCGCGUGUUCCUGCCCAUGCUCAAGCCGUUCCUCGACGAAGUGGUCGACAUGGAGCUCGGUGACUGAGAGCGCCCUAGUCAUCGUCUUUCCCUGUAGUAACAUGGCAUCCGAGAUCCAAUGGCGUGUGCCACCGGAUCUCGAAGGCCACGCUUACACUUUUUACUACCUCUUCGGGCGAUCUCACACUAUACGCCGUGUCGCCGACGGAUUACGUGUACAAAAGGCCAAGGGGUGUGCUAUACAGGCUCGUAUUCCCGGUCGAUCGCAGCAGUAUCCCUGUGGGGUUAAUUUCAUUAGUGCUGCAGCUAUUGAUUACCCUGAAGCUUUAGAUUUACUGACCCUGAAGAAGAUCGGAACACAUAAAGCGAGUCAGCUUCCGAGGGACCACAGGUAGUGAAAAGGAAAGCAGGCAGAUGUAGCUGACGCAAUGUAUGUGGUCCAUCGUCACUUGGCGCCUUCUGCAAGUUCUUUCGGGGCUACAUCGCAACUUGAUCUUCCGGCCGGCAUUCGCCUUUUGAUUUUUAAGAGGGAAAUCGACGUCGCUGCUUUUUGAAACUGAUCUGCCAGGAAUACGCACGGCCUCGUCCCAGUACGCUCCGGCAACUUGAAAUAUUCACGCGACGCCUGAGCGACCCGUUUUCCUUGCAUUUGAAUUGUGUUUUGUGUGCUUGAAGUUGUUCUCGCGUAUGCAUUUCUUACUUUUUAAGCACUGUGAUCAUACGUGGAAGAAGAUCAGGCGUUGUUACUCGUAAUGUGGGCUACGACCUUGAUCUGCUAACCGAAGGUGGAUCUACUUCAGCAGUGAUGCAUCCGUCUGACGCGUGUGCAUGUCAAGUUCAAGACUCUUGCGCUUGUGUCGCAGAAAAAAAAUAAAACUGACGUUCGUGUUCUUUUUUUUU